AUGGAAGGGCAGAACUCCGGCGCGGCCUCACUUGGGGUGUCUGCAAAGAACCUUUAUAGCAUUGGACAAUACAAUGAAGUUCUCUCGGGUUGCUGGCCGGACUCUCUGAGGUGGCAGUGCUUGCCGAGUCUGAUGCGGGCUGAGUCUGCCGGCAGCAAGCGAAAUAAUUCCCCAAGGCAUUAUUCAUCAUUGACGGCGAGUACGGAGCAGCAGCGGCAGCUGCCUCUGUGUACCGACGCUUCCGGCGUCUAUGUGGCUCUUUCUAACAUCAGAAGUGACGGGGGUGAGGAGGUGCCCUCGGCGUGGAGGCCGGCCUUCAUCCCUCCAGCAGGGGUUAGUGGCCCCAAACAGACGCAGGAGAAGCCAGUGCCACCCUCGCCGGAGUUGCCCGAAAAGGUCAAGGUAUCCAUGAGUAAGCGCUGGACUCCAUACAUUAAUGGUGCCGUCCGGCGCUAUAAGGUGCCAUCGAAAGUUGGGAUUAGACGGGAUGUUGCUGAGGCGACACGGGGGUGCCCGUUUCGAUAUCUCGAGGAGAUGGCGCAGGUUCACGCGGAGGAGAUGGAUGGGAGGCGUCGCUUUUACGAUGUAAUUGUACCGCAGUUAACGCUCCCCACACAGUUCGUUUUGCAUGUACCGGACGCGGAUUCCAGGCGAGUGGCGGACGAGGCGCACCCCAAAGCAAAGAUGCUGGCGAAUGCUGAGGCUUCGAUGGAGUUACUGCGACGAAGGGUGCUCUUUGACACAACCCUGGGUGCAGUGAAGCCGUACGCCCUGGGAGAGAGUAGGGAUUGUCAGAAACUGCAGCAGAAGCGGAGAAAAAUGAGGCCGGGAGAGACACCUUUAUUCAUGCCACCGUCCGCUCUCUCACAAGAUCCAAUGGUAGUCUUUGCAGAGGCCAUGCGAUACCAGCGACCCGGGUUGGGGAUUUACUCCUUUGAUGUAUACUGA
Molecule: messenger RNA, 948 nt
Organism: Trypanosoma rangeli
Lineage: Eukaryota; Euglenozoa; Kinetoplastea; Trypanosomatida; Trypanosomatidae
Exons: 1
Coding region: 1-948 (315 amino acids)
Source: RefSeq, a predicted model, not a curated record